CCCCGCCCGGCCGCGAUGGAGGCGCCGCCCGCGGGCCGCGUUCCCGCCGAGGGCGCCCCGCCGGCGGCCGUGGCCGAGGUGCGCUGCCCGGGCCCCGGGCCGCUGCGCCUGCUCGAGUGGAGGGUUGCGGCGGGCGCGGCCGUGCGCAUCGGCUCGGUGUUGGCGGUGUGUGAGGCCGCCGCCUCCGCGCAGCCCGCGGGGUCCGCCCCUGCCCGCGCCGGCUCUGGGGGCUGCGUGCGCGCCGAGCGCAGGCUGAGGUCGGAGCGUGCCGGUGUGGUGCGGGAGCUGUGCGCGCAGCCGGGCCAGGUGGUGGUCCCCGGGGCGGUUCUGGUACGGUUGGAAGGAUGUAGCCACCCGGUUGUCAUGAAAGGCCUGUGUGCUGAGUGCGGCCAGGACCUAACCCAGCUGCAGAGUAAGAACGGGCAGCAGCAGGUCCCUCUGUCCACAGCCACUGUGUCCAUGGUGCACAGCGUCCCGGAGCUGAUGGUGAGCUCUGAGCAAGCUGAGCAGCUGGGAAGGGAAGACCAGCAGCGUCUACAUCGAAACAGAAAGCUGGUGCUCAUGGUGGACUUGGACCAGACGCUGAUCCACACGACCGAGCAGCACUGCCAGCAGAUGUCGAACAAAGGCAUCUUCCACUUCCAGCUGGGCCGGGGCGAGCCAAUGCUGCACACCCGCGUGCGUCCCCACUGCAGGGAGUUCCUGGAGAAGAUUGCCAGGCUGUACGAGCUUCAUGUCUUCACCUUUGGGAGCCGGCUGUAUGCCCACACCAUUGCAGGCUUUUUAGACCCUGAAAAGAAGCUUUUUUCUCAUCGAAUAUUAUCAAGGGACGAAUGUAUUGACCCGUUUUCUAAAACAGGGAACCUCAGAAAUCUCUUUCCCUGUGGAGACUCAAUGGUCUGCAUCAUUGAUGAUCGAGAAGAUGUCUGGAAGUUUGCCCCCAAUCUGAUCACCGUGAAGAAAUACGUCUACUUCCAGGGCAUAGGAGACAUCAACGCUCCCUCUGGGUCUCGGGAGUCCCAGGCAAGAAGGAAAGUAAAUCAGUCUUCAAGAGGUGCUGAUGGCCCAGAACAAGCUCCGUCCAUCAGGGAGAUCGAGGAAGGACGGCAGGUUUCUGGGGUUGAGCAAAGUAAUGGCCUUGGGAAGCCCAUGAGGGAGCUCAAUGGGGGCGCCUCUCCACGAGGGGACUGGCCCCUGCCUGGGCAGGAGGAGGAGAGAGGAGCCCGGCCCACCACCCGUGGCCCCUUGGCUGAUGGCAAGGGGCCCCCCGCCUGUGCUCAGCAGCAUGGUCGGACAUUGCCGGAAAAGCGACCUGCUCAGGGCACGGCCAGUGGUGACCUGGACUUUGACCUCUCCAGCGACAGCGAAUCAGACGCCCAGUCAUCUGAUGGUGAAAGCGGGGAGGGGAAAAGCCUGGAAAGGCCUCAAGGAGCACGAGAUGCAGGAAAGGCGGCACAGCGGGGCGGCCCCUCUGGCCCAGGAGGGGAGAGGCCCACAGGAGUGAGUCCAUGUGCAGAGUCAGCCCCAGAUGCGCAGGAGGAGGGCGAGCGGGAUGGCCUAUGCGGGCUGGCCGGUGGCUCCGCGGACAGGAAGGAAGCCGAGACGGAGUCGCAGAACAGCGAGCAGUCGGGCAUCACGGCGGGCGAGUCUCUGGACCAGAGCGUGGAGGAAGAGGAAGAUGACGAGGACGACGGGGACGAGGACGACCACCUGGUCUACCUGGAGGAGAUCCUUGCCCGAGUGCAUUCCGACUACUAUGCCAAAUAUGACCGGUACCUCCGUGGGGACAGCCAGGAAGCCCCCGACAUAAGGAAGAUCGUCCCAGAGCUCAAGAGCAGAGUGCUGGCAGACGUUGCCAUAAUAUUUAGUGGGCUACACCCAACAAAUUUUCCGAUCGAGAAGACACGGGAGCAUUACCAUGCCACGGCCCUUGGAGCCAAGAUCCUCACUCAGCUAGUGCUGGACCCUGACAACCCCGACAGGGCCACCCACCUGAUCGCGGCACGUGCAGGCACAGAGAAGGUGCGCCAGGCCCAGGAGUGUGGGCAGCUGCAUGUGGUCAACCCCGACUGGCUAUGGAGCUGCCUGGAGCGCUGGGACAGGGUGGAGGAGCAGCUCUUCCCUCUCAGGGACGACUAUGGCCGAGCGCAGAGAGAAGACGGCCCAGCAGCCUUUCCUGACAGGCAGGGUGCACUUCCCACUGCCUUGUUCCACCCGACGCCCGUCCACCCCAGGACCCAACCAGGGCCGGAAGUUCGCAUCUAUGACGCCAAUACGGGCAAGCUCAUCCGGAAAGGUGCUGUGGGCCCUGGGCCCCCUGGCUCCCUGGCGGUGCACACGGAGCACUCCUCCUUCAGAGUGGUUCAGCCGCCGCGGCAGAUGCUUGCGCAAGAGCUGCCAGAUAGCCGACCUGGAGAGCAGCCCGGCCCCAGUGGACGGAAGCGACAGCCCAGCAUGUCAGAGACAAUGCCGCUGUACACGCUGUGUAAGGAGGACUUAGAGAGUAUGGACAAAGAGGUGGAUGACAUCCUAGGAGAGGGCAGUGACGACAGCGACAAUGAGAAGAGGAGACCAGAGGAGGAGCGGAAGGAGCGGCCCCCACCCCGGGAGCCCCAGGCCACACCCGAGGCCACACCAAGCAGCGAGAGGACCAGGGCAGGCAGCCGGGGGCCCAGGGCUGUGCUCAGGCUGGACCCUCAGAGGCUUCCCCCUAAGGAAAGUGACUUUGCCAGAACAGCCAAGCUGGUCAUUAGGCACACAGCAGCUGCCCUGGCCACAGAGAGGCCUGACCCAGCUGCUGCAGCACAGGAACCACAAGGCCUGAUUCCACACAAUGGAAAAGAGGCGGUGGGAGAAGUUGCUGGUGUGCACGGCCCAACCUUGGAGCCCACAGAGCGACUCCCACAUGACCUCCAGAGGUGCACAACCACCGCAGGUGCGCUCCUGGGACCGAAGGACCGUGCAGGGAAAUGAGAGCAAGUAGAUGGACGAUGCUGCGAAAUGCAGCAGGGGCCCAAGGGUCGAUGGGAACCACAGAAGAAAGAAUUAGCAGUGUGGCAUGUGUGCUCAGAGACAUGGGGCCAUGGUAAGCUCUCCCACACGCCCACAGCAGGAGCAGAGGAGCACGAAGGCAGAAGGGCAGGAAACCUCCACCUGGAUGGAAGGCAUUCCCACACGCCUAGAAAGCUCGACUCCACGCAGGGUCAGCCAGAGAUCCACACCCAGACACGUUGUGGUAACAGUGCUGAAAGCUGGAGACCACACACAUGGACAGCCGAGAGCACCUGCAGGACUGGCAGCCAGCUUCCCGUCAGAGACACAGCACAUCCAGUAUUGGAGAGGACCCCACAACCAGACAAAACUCCAUCAAAAGUGAUGGUGUGAUGAGGAUGUUCCCAGCUGGGAUCGUCUCUGAAGAGAAUUGGUUGCAAGCCAGCUUGCCUCACGAGAAAGACCGAAAGGAGCUGUCGUGCCGGGAAGCCAGGGACCUAGACAGAGCAGCAUCCACACAAACACCUUGAGCACCGUGCGGGGAUCAGGGAAUCAUCAGGCAGCUUGAAUUUAUACUUUUCUUCUUUCUUCAUGUCAUCGACACAAGGAGCAGUUGUGGACGGUGCUGUGUAUGGAGUUGUCAGUGGGGCCUGUGGUGGAGAGCCGGAGUGUUCACUAGUGAC
Messenger RNA from Canis lupus familiaris (dog), 3674 nucleotides. It is a transcript of the gene CTDP1, whose product is annotated as CTD phosphatase subunit 1. The transcript is spliced from 13 exons. The record is from RefSeq and is a predicted model, not a curated record. Gene Ontology annotation, cellular component: nucleus. The coding region runs from base 16 to 2973 and encodes 985 amino acids. NCBI's taxonomy places the organism in Eukaryota, Metazoa, Chordata, Mammalia, Carnivora, Canidae. Gene Ontology annotation, molecular function: RNA polymerase II CTD heptapeptide repeat phosphatase activity.